This is a messenger RNA of Charadrius vociferus (killdeer), 1614 nucleotides long. It is a transcript of the gene RCBTB1, whose product is annotated as regulator of chromosome condensation (RCC1) and BTB (POZ) domain containing protein 1. The coding region runs from base 1 to 1614 and encodes 537 amino acids. Gene Ontology annotation, molecular function: protein binding. The transcript is spliced from 11 exons. NCBI's taxonomy places the organism in Eukaryota, Metazoa, Chordata, Aves, Charadriiformes, Charadriidae. The record is from RefSeq and is a predicted model, not a curated record.
AUGACACACAGCAGCAUCAUGGUGGAUGUAGGAAAGUGGCCAAUAUUUACCUUACUGUCACCUCAAGAAAUAGCAUCUAUUCGGAAAGCAUGUGUAUUUGGUACAUCAGCCAAUGAAGCUAUAUAUAUAACGCACAAUGAUGAGGUAUUUGUUUUUGGACUGAAUUGCAGUAAUUGUUUGGGAACUGGAGAUAAUCAGAGCACAAUAGUACCAAAGAAAUUGGAAGCCUUAUGUGGAAAGAAGAUUUCCAGUCUCAGUUAUGGAAGUGGACCCCAUGUUGUACUGUGUACUGAAGAUGGUGAAGUGUAUGCUUGGGGACAUAAUGGUUACAGCCAACUUGGGAAUGGCACAACCAAUCAGGGCAUUACUCCUCUUCAAGUUUGCACAAAUCUGUUAGUGAAGAAAGUGGUGGAAGUAGCUUGUGGCUCGCAUCAUUCCAUGGCACUGUCGUUUGAUGGGGAUCUGUAUGCCUGGGGCUAUAAUAACUGUGGUCAAGUUGGAUCUGGAUCUACAGCAAACCAGCCAACUCCUCGUAGAGUUUCGAACUGUUUACAGUGUAAAAUGGUAGUUGGCAUUGCUUGUGGUCAGACCUCCUCCAUGGCUGUAGUAAACAAUGGUGAGGUUUAUGGCUGGGGUUACAAUGGCAAUGGUCAGCUAGGUCUUGGAAACAACGGCAAUCAACUAACACCGUGCAGAGUGGCAGCGUUACAUGGUGUGUGUAUACUCCAGAUUGCCUGUGGCUAUGCGCACACGCUAGCACUAACAGAUGAGGGUUUGCUCUAUGCCUGGGGAGCUAACACUUAUGGGCAGCUGGGAACUGGCAAUAAAAGUAACCAGCUAAGCCCGGUGCAGAUCAUGAUGGAAAAAGAAAGGGUUGUGGAGAUUGCAGCCUGCCACUCUGCUCACACGUCAGCUGCCAAGACCCAGAGCGGCCAGGUGUACAUGUGGGGCCAAUGCCGUGGGCAGUCAGUGAUCUUUCCUCACCUCACUCACUUUGCCUGCACUGACGAUGUGUUUGCUUGCUUUGCUACCCCUGCCGUUAUGUGGCGUCUUCUAUCAGUAGAGCAUGAAGACUUUUUAACAGUAGCGGAAUCUCUGAAGAAAGAGUUUGACAGCCUAGAAACAUCAGACCUAAAGUUCCGUGUGGAUGGAAAAUACAUCCAUGUCCACAAAGCUGUUCUGAAAAUAAGGUGUGAACACUUCAGAACCAUGUUCCAGUCAUACUGGAAUGAGGAUAUGAAGGAAGUGAUAGAAAUAGACCAGUUUUCUUAUCCUGUGUAUCGUGCCUUUCUUGAGUACUUGUAUACAGACAGUGUUGACCUUCCGCCUGAAGAUGCAAUAGGGCUUUUGGACUUGGCUACUUCGUACUGUGAAAAUAGGCUGAAAAAACUGUGUCAACACAUUAUCAAGAGAGGAAUUACUGUGGAAAAUGCAUUUUCAUUGCUUUCUGCUGCUGUCAGAUAUGAUGCAGAGGACUUAGAGGAAUUCUGCUUUAAGUUUUGUGUCAAUCAUUUGACAGAAGUGACACAAACGACGGCAUUUUGGCAAAUGGAUGGUCCCCUGCUAAAGGAAUUCAUUGCUAAAGCCAGUAAAUGUGGAGCAUUUAAGAACUGA